AUGUUACUCACGCUUCUCUCGUUCACCCUCUGGAGCGGACUACCGCACGCCUGGAUCAUCGAAUGCUUCCGACACGAGCUCGCCAGAAUCCUCAUUGAGCGCAAGUUCAUCCAAUUGGACCCUCAUCCAGUAAAGCAGCCUCCGGCCCCCAAGUCGUCCAACUUCGAUCUCAAAGUAGCGGAAGCAGCUGGCUUCCACAGAGCCAUGAACCUCUGGAACGAAACAUGCGGCUUUGGUCCUCUCCUUAUGUCCCCAGGAGUGAAGGGAGCGUUGUCUGCGCAUGCCUCAAUUUUAGGUGGCUUACUACGCAACUGCCAGGUAUACAUCAACGAGCCAAGCUCCUUCCCCAGCAAGUUCAAGGAUCAGAGCGCAGAGAGCGGCAACCCAUAUCGGCUUGUGAGGGCACAUGACGAAGCAGAGAAUGAGGCACUGACCUUUAGUUACUACGACGUGUACAUGGAGAUGGUCUGCUAG
Molecule: messenger RNA, 474 nt
Organism: Alternaria rosae
Lineage: Eukaryota; Fungi; Ascomycota; Dothideomycetes; Pleosporales; Pleosporaceae
Exons: 1
Coding region: 1-474 (157 amino acids)
Source: RefSeq, a predicted model, not a curated record